AUGGACCUUAAAUUAGCAGCUGUUUUAACGAUAACGACAUUAGCCGCUUCGACGACCGGCAACCCGGUUCCUCCUAGCAACCCAACAGCCUCCAGCCCAAAAUACGUCCCAGUGUUCAUCUCUGCCGACGCCCUCAACCGUAUAGACGAGAAAGAUGGUCAAGCGACACAGCCUGUCGAAUCUGGUCAAGAAAAAUUGAAUGAUAUAAACAAGGAAUCGCAGAAUGUUCUCUACGGCCCGCCAGCGCCGGUAUACGAGCAUCAGCCUGAACAACAUGAACCCAGCUACAACCCACCACAGAUGCCACAAAAUUAUCAAACCAAUCAGCAACUACAGCAGCAACAGUACCCAAAUAUGCAAACUCCUAUACAGCAAGCUUAUCCUAAUCAACAAUCGAUUCAACAACCGUAUCCAGUUAAUCAGCAAAGUUUUCAAACUCAGCAACCAAAUCAGAUUCAGCAAUAUCAAAUCAGCCAACCCCAGUCUCAGCCUUUUUAUCCGAUGAACCAACAACCCGCUCAGCAAAAUCAACCGAUCCUAGUUACUCAACAAACAGGGUCACAACCGUUAUACGGCAACCAACAGCAAAUAUUACCUCUUAAUCAGCAACCACUUUUAAACCAACAGCAACUCGUGGCUCAACCAAUCCAGACAUAUCAGCAACCAAACCAGCUACUCAUCAGUCAACCUGGAAAUCAACAAACAUUGUUAACCCAGUCUACGCAGCCUAUCUUGUUAAACCAGCAGACUCCAAUGCCGAACCAGCAAAUACUUUUGCAGCCAAAUCAAAACGGAUUAAUUCAGCAAAUACCUAACCAGCAAGGGCAAGCCCUUCUCCUACAGCCAAAUCAAAACGGACAAAUGAUUACCAGCAACAUCAACCCGAUUAACCCGAUUAAUCAAGUAAAUCCAGGGUACAUUCAAAAUCAAAACCAAAAUAUGUACGCGGUUGUCCCUUUAAAUGGACAAAAUUUGGGAUCGAACCAGAACGUCGUGGGCUCGAACACUUAUCUGGUGCCAGUGCAACAAGUGCCUAAUCAAGUUUUUGCUGUUAAUUCUGGAUAA
Messenger RNA from Cydia fagiglandana, 1065 nucleotides. RefSeq names its product nuclear transcription factor Y subunit beta-like. The record is from RefSeq and is a predicted model, not a curated record. Bases 1 to 1065 code for a protein of 354 amino acids. The transcript is spliced from 2 exons. NCBI's taxonomy places the organism in Eukaryota, Metazoa, Arthropoda, Insecta, Lepidoptera, Tortricidae.